AUGGCAUCAUACUAUCCUGAAGGCGAGUGCUACUUUGUUAGACAGUCCCUCAGAUACCCCCACGGUUGGAGCGCCGAUAACGAGAGACACUUCUACAACCAUAUCCUAGUCGAGUACUACUGGAAUGGCUGGGUCACAACUGGUAGUCAAAGCAGGUCUCACAUGAGGUCUCAAUGGAGACAUGGAACCGCUCAAGGAGUUAACAAUACGCGCUACGGCGAUUGGGAUAGAUUCUGGGUGGGUGAAAGCAGAGACAAGAACCCUCAACGCAUGACAGCCGUGCAUAGUCACCCCAACAGUCUCAACUGGAAUGAAUGCCGUGAUCUCAGAGGAGGUGGCCCGCGUAAGUACAUCCUUCGUCCCAUCCAGAUCCAGAGGCGCGAUACCGAAUGGCUUUGGAUCGACGCUACGAUCCCUCUUAGAGCCAUCUACUUCCCAGUCGUGCAGCGGACGGACGAGGCCUUCGACAACCUGUGUACCUAUGUUGUCAUCGACUUCAGACACAGGGAGAAUGUCGAAAUCACAAAUGUCAACGGCAACUACUCCACCCGGUAUCCCGUGACGUCGCACGCCGGUCUUGGGCGGAUAGAUGGCGCCACUUGGGGUUUCCAUGUGCCCGACAUCAUUGCCUACCUGACCAUCCCUCAUAAACUUCGCAACCCAGAUUAUCGCUUGUUCAAGUCCAAGAACCGACGCGAUGACUUGGUCGUGAGUUCUACGUCUUGGGUAGAUUGGACCACUAUUUCUCCUCAAGUCAUACAACAUCCCGAUUUCUUCCGCGACAUUGACUUUACCCGCAUCCUCAGUGCAACCUUUGGAGUCGAAGUUGGCUGGCGACCCUAUGAGCCAUCAACCUUUCUCAGAGACCUCGUGAUACGGCUUGUUGACACUGCUCUUGGCAUGGUUCCAGGCGUUGGGCCUAUUUUGUCGAUUGCGUUUGGUAUAGCGGUGCAGGCACUGGAGGAUCCUCAUUCGUUCGGCAUCGACAAUAUCCUCGGUCUUAACCAAACUGCGAUGGAUGAAGUGACCAGAUCGUCAAACAAACAUCGGAAGUAUCUAGCACCUGAUUUCAUGGGCAAGGGGCGUGGUCGCCAGGCACCGGUUACCUUGAGCGAUGAUGAGCGAGCUAGUCGGCAGAAGUAUGGGGAUGAGCUGAAUGAGAAGCUUACCAAGGAGCUGAACCCGCAUGUUGUGAUUCGAUCCCUGUUGGAACAAGAGUUGUUGUUGUAUGGAGCUGCUAGCAUGAAUGGUUUCGUGGAAGAGGAGCAGGCAGAGUUGGAGACGAUCCAGCUUGAUGGGGCCGAGGAAAAUAAGGAGGCAGAAGAGGAAGAGGAGAGCAAGAAGGGCAAAUGA
Fusarium venenatum is the source of this 1353-nucleotide messenger RNA. RefSeq lists its product as uncharacterized. The record is from RefSeq and is a predicted model, not a curated record. NCBI's taxonomy places the organism in Eukaryota, Fungi, Ascomycota, Sordariomycetes, Hypocreales, Nectriaceae.